UCUUCCCUGUGAAGGUGGUGAGACACUGGCGGAUGUUGCCCAGAGAAGCUGUGGCUGCCCCAUCCCUCGCAGUGUUCAGGCAAUCCAAAAGCUGCUUAUGAAGAGCUCGUGGGUGUGAGCUGGGAAGAUACCUAGGGCAUGCAGGGAGGAAGCCGGCUUCCAAGAGAGAAGAGCAUUUACACUGCGCCCGUUAGCUUCGUUUUGGCAGGGAGGCUACAGAACCAAGCAGCCAGCUCCGAACCAACAGCUCUGCCCCGAGCAAGGCAGAGGACGGACUAUUCCUCCUUACGACGCUGGGUGGGGAUGUUGCCCACGGACCUGCAGGUUCCGCUGCCCACCCCGGGUUUGCAGGCGCAGGGAGACAAAAAAAGCCAUAGGAGCUAUCCGACAAGAGCUGCGCUGCUCGGAGCUUGGGUGCUCGGAAGCUUUCAAAUCCCACGACCCCGGGAUUCCUGACAAACACCGCUCUGCCUCGGACGCUGCUUAGAAAUGCUGGGAAUCAAGGAGGACUGUGGAUGGCCUUUCUGGAGAGUAAUGGCGUGCGGGAUACGGAACAGAGACAGCAAGAGGCAAGUAAUCUUGUUUUUUCUGUGCGUUUGCGUGUCUCAGAGCGCGGCCGAAACCCUCCGCUAUUCUCUGCCGGAGGAAAUGGAGAAAGACUCCUUUGUCGCCAAUAUUUCAAAGGACCUGGGGGUUUCUCCGAGCCAGCUCGCUGCUCGCAACGCCCGCGUUGUGUCCGAGGGGAACGAGCAGCUUUUCCGCCUUAAUCAAAACACCGGAGUCCUAACUGCAAAGGAGUCGCUGGACCGAGAGGAGAUCUGUCCGCAGAGUGACACCUGCAUGAUGAUCUUUAAGAUAUUCCUUGAAAAUCCGCUGCAGCUGAUCCGAGGGGAGGUAGAGAUUCGUGACGUGAACGACAACUCCCCCGUGUUCCCGGAGAAGGAGAUGGUUUUAGAGAUUCCCGAAACGGCAUCUCCUGGGUCCCGUUUCCCCCUGGAAAGCGCUCAGGACCAGGAUGUGGGCAGUAACGGUUUGCAGAGCUACAGCCUUGGAUCAAAUUCGCAUUUCUCCCUCUCUCUCGAAACAGGGAAAGAUGGAGUAAAAUACGUGGAGCUCGUCCUAGAGCGCCAGCUGGACCGAGAAGAGCAAAGAGAGCUGAAUUUACUUCUCACCGCCACCGACGGGGGCUCGCCACCCAGGUCGGGGACGGUCCAGGUCCGGAUCGUGGUGGUGGAUGCCAAUGACAACACCCCGGUAUUCGCUCGGGAGGUCUACGAGGUGCGCGUGGCCGAGAACAGCCCUCCGGAGCAGCUGGUGGUUAAAGUGACGGCCGUGGAUCCCGACGAAGGGUCCUACGGGAAAGUGCGGUACGCCUUCACCCAGACACCGGAGAGGUCCAGGCAGCUCUUUGAGCUGAACCCCGCCACAGGGGAGAUACGGGUGGCGGGCAACCUGGAUUUCGAGGAAGCGAAAACCCACAAGAUGGUGGUGAAAGCCACUGAUGGCGGAGGGCUGUCGGCGCAUUGCAAAGUGCAGGUGGAGAUCCUGGACAUGAAUGACAACGCUCCGGAGAUUGCGCUCACCUCCCUCACAGCCUCCAUCCCUGAGGCCGCUCUGCCCCGCACCGUGGUGGCCCUAUUCAGUGUGCGGGACCGGGACUCUGGGGACAACGGCAGAACAGAGUGCUCGAUCGAUGGGGAGUUGCCCUUCAGUCUCACCCCGACUUUUGAUAAUUACUACGAACUGAGAACAAACGCGGCCCUGGACAGGGAAGGGACAGCAGAAUACAACAUCACCAUCACUGCCACGGACUGGGGCACGACGCGGCUCAGCUCCCGGAAAAACCUCUUUGUGCAGAUAUCGGACGUGAACGACAAUUCCCCGGAGUUCACCCAGGAGGUUUACACCAUGUCGGUCACUGAGAACAACAGCCCCAUGCUCCGGAUAGGCAGCGUGAACGCCACGGACGCCGACGCGGGAAGCAACGCCCGCAUAAACUACGCGCUUGUGCAGCGGGAAGACGAGAAGCCCGUCGUGUCGGUCAACUCAGAAAAUGGGGAUAUUUAUAUCCUCCGCCCGAUGGACUACGAGGAGGUGCGCGCCUUCGAGGUGGCGGUACGAGCUACCGACGGCGGCUCGCCGCCGCUCAGCGCCCAGACGGUGCUGCGCGUAGUAGUGCGGGAUGAGAAUGACAACGCACCCGUCGUGCUGCACCCACCUCCCGAGAGCAGUGCAGCGACGGGUGAGCUGGUGCCGCGCUGGGCUCGGGCGGGCUACCUGGUGGCCAAGGUGGUGGCUGUGGACGCGGACGCGGGGCAGAACGCGUGGCUGUCGUACGAGCUGGCCAAGGCGACGGAGCCGGAGCUGUUCCGCGUUGGGCUGCACAGCGGCGAGGUGCGCACGGUGCGGGCCGUGUCUGAGAGGGACGCGUCCCGGCAGAGGCUGGUUGUCCUGGUGCGGGACCAGGGAAAGCCGCCGCGCUCCGCCACCGCCACCCUCGGCAUCACCCUCGUGGACGGCUUCUCCGACACCCACCUGCGAGUGAGCGAGGAGGUACCAGCGUCUGAGCCAGACGAGCCGCUGACUCUGUACCUUAUUGCCUCCCUGGCCUGUGUGUCGGCGCUGUUCCUGGCCACCGCGGUGGCCGCCGUGGCAGUGAAGGUGCGGCGGGCCAGGCAGAGUGAGGCGGAGUUCCUGCCCACGUUUCCGAAGGCUGCCACAGAGAACGCGGGAUCCCUGCCCCGCAGCUACCUGUACGACGUCUGCUUCGCCACCGGGACCGUCAACAGCGAGUUUCGGUUCCUAAGGCCCCUCUUACCCUGCUUCCCCGCCGGGCUGCCCGCCGGCCAGGGCGAGCAGCGGAGCUCGGUGUGCUCGCAAGACGCGGCUAUCCCCGGAGAGGAAGGCGACCGGUCUGCACAGGGCAGAGCUCCCCUCCCCGAAGGUGUGGGUCCCAGCCCCGCAGAAGCAGCCUACACUGCGAACAGGGGUAUGGAACUAAAUGUCAGUUCUGAUCAAAACCCUUGGCUCACCCAGGAAUAAGUGAAGAGAAAGACAAGCACGCCUGUCCUUGCUGAUGAACGUCCUCAGAGGGAAAAGGGAACAGAGACCAAACAUCCACCAAAAAGUACCAGGGAGGUGGAAAGCUUCCCUGUGUGAGCAAAACC
Messenger RNA from Pezoporus occidentalis (night parrot), 3167 nucleotides. RefSeq names its product protocadherin beta-15-like. Gene Ontology annotation, molecular function: calcium ion binding. Gene Ontology annotation, cellular component: plasma membrane. Gene Ontology annotation, biological process: homophilic cell-cell adhesion. NCBI's taxonomy places the organism in Eukaryota, Metazoa, Chordata, Aves, Psittaciformes, Psittacidae. The record is from RefSeq and is a predicted model, not a curated record. The transcript is spliced from 2 exons. Bases 490 to 3042 code for a protein of 850 amino acids.